Schistosoma turkestanicum is the source of this 1548-nucleotide messenger RNA. Lineage: Eukaryota; Metazoa; Platyhelminthes; Trematoda; Strigeidida; Schistosomatidae. The record is from the annotation of a GenBank genome assembly.
UGCAACCACUAGCUGCAGUAGAGGCUGAUUCAUAAAUGACAACACAACAAUAAGCAACAUGUCAAUCCAGGGAUGUUGGAUAUUGGAGGGGAAAAUUAUUUUCAUGCGCUCAUAACUGGACAAAAACAGAGGCGGGUCUCUCGAAACGUUUGUCUGAAGUACUCAAGGUUAGAUAAAAUACGUUCAGUUAGAAGGCAGGGAUUUUUAACCAGCAAACUCGUACACGUGGUGAACAUACAUGAUAUCUUUCGUUUUGUCUUGUAAAGCAGAAUGAGUAGCAGUGAUGAUAUGACAUGGAUUGCUUGGUUUUGUGGUUUACGUGGGAAUGAGUUUUUCUGUGAAGUGGACGAGGAUUAUAUUCAAGAUCGUUUCAAUCUUACUGGUCUUGCAGAACAAGUGCCCAAAUUCCAUGAAGCUUUGAACAUAAUUCUUGACUUAGAAUCUGAUUUAUCUGAUGAUGAUAAUACUACUACUACUAAUACCAAUACUACUAAUAACAAUAAUAAUCUAGAAAGUACUGAUCAUGUAGAACAAGCAGCUGAAAUGCUUUACGGAUUGAUACAUGCUAGAUAUAUUCUGACAAAUCGUGGACUAGGCACCAUGUUAAACAAAUGGCAACAAGGUGAUUUCGGUUAUUGUCCCAGGGUAUAUUGUACAAAUCAACCAUGUCUACCAAUCGGCUUGUCAGAUGUUCCAUGUGAAUGUGUAGUGAAACUUUACUGUCCCAAGUGUCAAGAUGUGUAUACACCGAAUUCCACUCGUUAUCAUCGUACAGAUGGAGCAUAUUUUGGCACAGGUUUCCCGCAUAUGUUGUUUUUAGUUCAUCCAGAGUAUAGACCGAAACCAGCGGAUAAGCACUAUGUUGCAAGAUUGUUCGGUUUUAAAAUGCAUCCAUUAGCCUAUCAAUUACAAUAUCAAACUGUUUCAAAUUUAACUAAACCAUUUGACAUUGAUAUACAACAAUGUUCCUAACGAGAGCGAGAAAGAGAUACAUAGAGAGAAAAAGAGAAAUAUCAGAUGAAAAUGUCAUGAUUAUUUUUUUAGUUACAUUUUUAUUUUUCAUUAUACUUGAAUAAAAGAUAUUUUCUGCCGAACCCAUCUCCCCCUCCCUCCCCUCCCAAGAAAAAGUAACCAUUGAUUGAAAUUGUUCUUUCUUUUUUUGCAUUUGUUUCUUGGUUUUUUCUUUAUCUCUCCCUUUUUUCUUUGUAUUUUCAAAUUGGAAUGCUAAAAUUGACUUCUUACAUUGUACCAUAUCAAAUCACAAUAGGGUUAGAGAUUGGUUGAUUGAUUGUUGUUUUCGAACGUAUAAAUUGAUUUUGUAUUACAAAUCAGUCAUAUCUAUUGAGUACCAUGGUUGUUUUCUCCCCCGCACCUUCCAUUCAUACUAGGGAGUAAUGGGAGAUCACUCUAAAUAAAAAUCAAUCAGUCAACCGAACGAGACCUUUUUUAUCUAAUUGUCAUCGGUGAGUAGAACUUUCGGGGCGGCCAAACCAAAACAUGGCAGAAAUUCAUCAAGUCAUUGACAAGUGGACUGAGUCAUGUUGGUAG